Molecule: messenger RNA, 1614 nt
Organism: Talaromyces amestolkiae
Lineage: Eukaryota; Fungi; Ascomycota; Eurotiomycetes; Eurotiales; Trichocomaceae
Exons: 5
Coding region: 1-1614 (537 amino acids)
Molecular function (GO): oxidoreductase activity, acting on paired donors, with incorporation or reduction of molecular oxygen; iron ion binding; monooxygenase activity
Source: RefSeq, a predicted model, not a curated record
AUGGCGUUCACGACGCGUCUUAUCGUUAACACUCACCAAUACGCGCAGAGCCUCACUCAAGACAUCGACUUGGCCUCCUUGUCGACCUCCAAGGAUCUUGCCUUUGGUCUUAUUGGCGCCAUAUUGCUACUCACUGUUUUCGCUCAGUGGACUGCGAAGAGUUACAAGUUCUGGCAAUACACCUUCAUCAAUAAGUCCAGCUGGUGGAAUGCCUCCAAGGCAAAGGAAAACUAUCUCUGGAACGCUCAACAGUUGCUUAUUGAUGGCUUCCACCAGAAGCAGUCACCCAAAGGUUAUGUUAUCGAUACUGACAUGGCCCGUACCGUUCUCCUCUCCCCCGAGUAUGCAAACGAGAUCCGUAAUGAUCCACGUUUGAACUUUAGAAAGCACAAUGCAAAGGAUUUCCUGGGCCAUCUCUCUACAUUUCAACUCUUUGACGAACGUCAAACCUUUGGCAAUAUGGUCAACGUCAUGGUGCGAACAAAACUCACGCAAUCAUUGGGACUCAUCACUAAAGCUGUUUCGGAAGAGAUGACUGAUGUCAUUCAUAACCAAUGGAUGGACGAUUCUCAGUGGCAUGCAAUCAACCUUAAGAAAACCAUGCUCGAGGUUAUUGCUCAACUAUCCUCUCGCGUCUUUCUCGGACCGGAACUCUGCCGCAACAAGGAUUGGCAGCGCAUUACAAUCGAAUACACCGUCAAUAUUUUCAUGGCAAUUUCAGCGGUGAAGCGAUAUCCCAAAUUUUUACACCGUUUCGCUCAAUGGAUUGUGCCUGAAGCUCGCAUUGUCCGCGCCCAGAUGGCCGAAGCGCGUCGUAUCAUUCAACCCGUGAUUGAUCAACGCAAGUAUGAGCUAUCAUUCGAGAAAAAACCUCAGGAUAGUUUCACCGAACCAACACGUAAACAUACCGAUGCGAUACAGUGGCUGCUUGAACUAUCCAACGGAGGAGACUACGAUGCGGCCUUGGCCCAACUCGCGCUUUCCAUGGCAGCUAUUCAUACCACGGGAGACAUGAUCACCCAGGUCAUCUAUGAUCUUUGCGAGCAUCCAGAACUGAUUCGACCUUUGCGUGAAGAGGCUAUUGCCGUUUUGGGAACUAAUGGAUGGAAGCAUACUUCGCUUUACAACUUGAAGCUCAUGGAUAGUGUGAUCAAGGAAAGCCAGCGUAUCAAGCCUGCUGGAAUGGUAUCCAUGCGCCGACUUGCUACAGAAGAUGUCACCCUUAAAGACGGCCGCCGCAUUCCCAAAGACAGCAUGGUCGCAGUUUCUGGACACUGGAGCUGGGAUAACUUGAUCUACGAGAACCCUGAUCAGUUCGAUGGCUAUCGUUUUUACAAAAUGGCUCAGAAUCCAGAGACUGAGCAAAUGUCACAUCUUGUCGCCACGAGCCCUCAGCAUCUCGGUUUCGGUCAUGGGAAACAGGCCUGUCCCGGACGCUUCUUUGCUGCGAAUGAGGUCAAGAUUGCUCUCGCGCACAUCUUGCUCAAGUACGACUUCAAGUUGGACGAGGGCAGCCCUCCACCAAAGAUUUUCAAGAUGGGAUGGAUGAUGACGUCUGAUUCUCAGGCCAAGAUUCUCGUCCGUCGCCGCAAGGAGGAGAUUGAUCUCGACUAG